Messenger RNA from Mus pahari (shrew mouse), 2061 nucleotides. It is a transcript of the gene Plpbp, whose product is annotated as pyridoxal phosphate binding protein. Lineage: Eukaryota; Metazoa; Chordata; Mammalia; Rodentia; Muridae. Bases 35 to 862 code for a protein of 275 amino acids. The record is from RefSeq and is a predicted model, not a curated record. Gene Ontology annotation, molecular function: pyridoxal phosphate binding. The transcript has 8 exons. Gene Ontology annotation, cellular component: intracellular anatomical structure.
GUGAGUCGCGGGUCCUCCGGGCAGCCUCUGGGGAAUGUUGAGAGGUGGCAGCAUGACGGCGGAGCUGGGAGUCGGGUUCGCGCUGCGGGCGGUGAACGAGCGAGUGCAGCAGAGUGUGGCGCGGCGGCCGCGGGAUCUCCCAGCCGUCCAACCCCGGCUCGUCGCCGUCAGCAAAACAAAACCUGCAGACAUGGUGAUCGAGGCCUAUGGCCACGGCCAGCGCACUUUUGGAGAGAACUAUGUUCAGGAACUACUAGAAAAAGCAUCAAACCCUAAGAUUCUGUCUUCCUGUCCCGAGAUCAAGUGGCACUUCAUUGGUCAUUUACAGAAACAAAACGUCAACAAACUGAUGGCCGUCCCCAACCUCUCUAUGCUGGAAACCGUAGACUCCAUGAAGCUGGCAGACAAGGUGAACAGCUCCUGGCAGAAGAAAGGUUCUACGGAACCACUGAAGGUGAUGGUCCAGAUUAACACCAGUGGAGAGGACAGUAAACACGGCCUGCUGCCUUCGGAGACCAUAGCCGUCGUGGAACACAUAAAGGCCAGUUGUCCCAGCCUGGAGUUUGUGGGUCUCAUGACCAUAGGAAGCUUUGGACAUGAUCUAAGUCAAGGACCAAACCCAGACUUCCAGAGGUUGCUGUCCCUGCGGCGGGAGCUGUGCGAGAAGCUCAGCAUUCCAGUGGAGCAGGUGGAGCUUAGCAUGGGCAUGUCCAUGGACUUCCAGCAUGCUAUUGAAGUAGGAUCGACGAACGUCCGGAUAGGGAGCACUAUUUUUGGAGAGCGGGACUACUCAAAGAAGCCUACCCUAGACAAGACCACGGCGGACGCGAAGGCCUCGGUGCCACUGGUGCAAGGACACUGAGGCCAGGCCAGCUCAGGGUCAACCAUGCACAUUCGGUGUCCACAUGUCCCCAGUCACACUCUUCCGUGGCCUGUGUAGAGCGCUGAGGAUUACACGUGUUGAUGGAAACCACCCGUGCUUAGCUUCGGCUAUAGGAAGCUCCGUUCAAGCAGUGACUUAGGCUGGGGUUUGAAGAGUUGCAAGACUUCGGAACCGACACCAAAUUAGGAGCCAGGACCUGAGUUCAGUGGAGCACUGCCCAGGAAUGCCCAACCCCUCACAAAUGCGUGUCCCCGAGUGUCUUUUGGGUUGCUGGUGUCUGUGAUGGAGAAGAUCAGAGGGAUUCCAUUUUCCAUCUAAUCUAGCACCCUGCUGUCCCCACAAGUCCCCACUACGCUGGAAAGGGGUGAUGUCUGCUCCCAGUUUCCAUCCUGGCCAGUUGAUGUCUCCAGUCACAGCUCCUCUGUGGCACUGACCUGAAAUUUCAGGGAAACUUGUAAAUAGCUCUUGGGCCUUUCUUGCUGUAAAAGAGGGACUUGGAGCUUAUUCCUUGAGGACCACGGUGAUGGAAAGUGGAUGACAGGAUUUCUUCACCACCAUAAUCCUUUUCUGGUUUUUAGCAAAGACUACCCCACUUGGAGAUGAAAGCCUCCAGUUCUGGCGCAUGGUUUGAGCCUCACUAGCUUUUCCUCUUCUGGGGAUGUAUCUCCCAGGCAAACUCACAGCCAUCCCCAGUAUACACACUGUAUUCACAAGCCAGAAUGUUGCAGCUCGUGGUUGUUCACGGUGCCAGAAGAGCUCCAAAAAAGAGGAAAUAGCUGGGCAUAGUAGCACCUGCCCGUAACGCCGGCAUCCGUGGGAUGCAGCCAGGAAGAUCAGGAGUUCAAGGAUAGACAAAGACUAAGUCAGAUCCCUCUUUAUCUAAAAACAACAAUAAACCAGAAAGCGCAGUUCUGCAGUGAUCACAACAGGACUUGCGUGCAGGCUGCUUAGCUCAUUUCCUGAUAGCUUUUCCUCUCAUUUCCUCCAGCCCUCAUCCCUCAUUUAACAAAUAACUUCAGAACCCGUUGCUGCUGAAUGUAAUUUCCAAACUUAAACCACUAUGAUUCUUGUUCUGUUUCAGUCAAAGCUAGCGCGGUCUUUCUGUUUGUUAAAUACAAAUGUGAGCUUGAAUUAUACCAUCUGUGCCAACUCUAAAGCCAUUAAAGAUUUAUUUUUAU